This is a messenger RNA of Exaiptasia diaphana, 1054 nucleotides long. RefSeq names its product homeobox protein goosecoid. The transcript has 2 exons. Gene Ontology annotation, molecular function: DNA-binding transcription factor activity, RNA polymerase II-specific; RNA polymerase II transcription regulatory region sequence-specific DNA binding. The coding region runs from base 237 to 614 and encodes 125 amino acids. The record is from RefSeq and is a predicted model, not a curated record. NCBI's taxonomy places the organism in Eukaryota, Metazoa, Cnidaria, Anthozoa, Actiniaria, Aiptasiidae. Gene Ontology annotation, biological process: regulation of transcription by RNA polymerase II.
AACAAAACACCUCGCGGUGACGUAACGAAUUAAAACUGGAAGUAAUUCGUAAAUCCCUUUCUUGUUACAAAACGGGCCGCGUAUUGAGGCUAUUAGUCAGUCAUUGUGAACCAGUGAUCCCGUAAACAUCGUGCUCGACAUUUGGACUCCCCAAGUGGAAUCUCUAUACGCAUUCUUGACGCUGUGAUAUUAUUCUCUGUCCAGGCCAGGGGUGUAGGAGGAUUGAUUUACAAAUCAUGUCUUCGUUUACGUCCUCCUUUACCAUCGACAGCAUAUUGUCUCGUCCGACGUAUCGACCGCAAUGUGGCCCCUGCAUGUACUCUCACCCGUACCCUAUCAUGCCAACUCCACCUGGAUAUUUAGUUGGGUUCCCUCGUUAUGCCGAUGUGCUCCGAAAUCAUCCCAAGCGAAAACGACGCCACAGAACUAUUUUCACUGAGGAACAACUCGCGCUGUUGGAAUCUACGUUCGAGAAAACACACUAUCCCGAUGUGCUACUUAGGGAAGAACUGGCAAUGAAAGUUGACUUAAAAGAAGAAAGAGUAGAGGUGAGCCUAGCACUGCUUCAUAUGCAUUGCGAACUUCUCAAGAAGUUUCUAGAUAAUCGCAUUUAAUAAAUCAAACGCCGUAUGUUAUGUGUGUAUUCUUGUCAGCUCGUCCAGUGGAUAGUAAAGGUAUCCAAACAUUUGCUUUUACGAGGGGUUCCAUGACCUUCUUUCCUGUAUGAGCUAUUACAGAAGUACUUUUUUAACCUCUAAAACACAAGGUUAAGCGAACGCACCAAUUCAUGAUGUUACUCAACGAUGGUGUGUCCCUAUUGCGAGUUUAUUGAAUUAUUCCAGUGCGAACACGGAAAUGGGGUGUAAAUUAACAGCGAUAUUCGACGCCUGUGAGACUGAGAAACCCUACUGAGAUUUACAAGAAUAAGCCCCCAAAACCUCGAGUUGAAAAUCGGUGACUUUUGCGAGCAAAGGUGAAGGAGUUUUUUGUUAUGAACAUUCCAUUGGCGUCGCAUGUUCACCAGUUGAGUGAAGUUAUUUGGGGGUUAUUUGAA